Messenger RNA from Histoplasma mississippiense, 1377 nucleotides. RefSeq lists its product with no specific name. Bases 1 to 1377 code for a protein of 458 amino acids. Lineage: Eukaryota; Fungi; Ascomycota; Eurotiomycetes; Onygenales; Ajellomycetaceae. The record is from RefSeq and is a predicted model, not a curated record. The transcript is spliced from 4 exons.
AUGGAGUCGGCCUCGUCUGGAUUGGAAUUCCUCGCCCUUCACCCCUUUGUACGCGCAACGGUGCAGGAUAGAAUCAAGGGGGCCAUCAUCGGAUCUGCUUUGGGUGACUGUAUCGGGUUGUAUACGGUUGUACAACGAAUAUCCAAUCCGAAAACCUCGUCCUUGCGAAGCCUAGCAGCAUGGACCGAUGAUACAGAUCACGCACUGCUCAUUGUGCUGUCAUAUUUGCAUCAUAACGGCAAAGAACUUUCGCCAAAGGACGUAGCUAAGCGCCUGCAGAUCUGGGUCGAACAGGGUUUAAGAUGUUUGGAUAGACCCCCGUGUGGACUGGGGAGGACAGUAGGAACUGUAGUUCUCAGUAAAAACUAUCUUGACAACCCUGUCCAAGUUGCCUAUGAUUGCUGGGUUAAAUCAAAUAGAAACAUAGCACCAAACGGAUCAUUGAUGCGCACACACCCGUUGGGCGUGAUAUGCAUCUCUGCUACACUUCCAGAAACCUUCCAGAUUGCCGCAGAUUACUCAGCCAUCACACACGCAGAUCCCCGGUGCAUCGUAUCUUGUUGCACUGUGACAGGGCUUAUCCGAGGCAUUUUGCGUGGACAAGUAUUGAAUGAGGGCAACGUAGAUGAGAUAAUCGAGAAGGCUUUUGUGUGGGUAGAUGAAUGGGUAGGAAGGAGAGCCAGCGGUGUAUCUGGAUCAGGUUGUACUCCGAAAGAGAAUGAGUUACAAGAACACGGGGCUUUGCUUGAAAUUGAAGAAUAUACCAGGCACGCAAGAGCAACCAGCUUCAAAGAGCUUGAACUAGACGAUUCUCAGAAAAUGGGAUAUGUCUAUAAGACAUUUGGAGCAGCGAUUCUGGCCCUAAGGCUAGGGAUACGGCAAACAGGGUACGAGCAGAAAUGCAGAACCAACAGUGCCGCCAAACUACCGCAUUCUGUUAUUUUCGAGAAAGCAAUCACAGAGCUUACGUUUGAAGGCGGAGAUGCUGACACAAACGCCUGCGUUGCAGGGGCUCUCCUAGGUUGUUGGUUUGGAUAUAAUUCCCUGCCGCCACAGUGGCGCGACGGUAUGCAACAUGUCGCCUGGAUAGCGGGGAAGUGCGAGGCACUAACUCAAAUUGUUGGUGUGGAGGAAACCAUUUCUGACAAUGGACUGCAACUCAAGUACAAUGGAAGCAAGGACCCGGACACCUCGGUUGAUGGCGGAAAAGGAUUGAUGAAUGCAGAGGAAUUGAAGAAGAGGGAUGAGGAAUUCAUGUAUCGGUACCUGGCGAGAAGUAAAGAUGCGACGGAGAGAGAGAAGAGGAGGCUGGAGGCUAGUGAGAGAAAUCAGACGAAAGGAGUAUUCUCGUCAUUGAGAGGGUACCUGAGUAAAUAG